This is a messenger RNA of Sander lucioperca (pikeperch), 3455 nucleotides long. It is a transcript of the gene zbtb45, whose product is annotated as zinc finger and BTB domain containing 45. Bases 589 to 2619 code for a protein of 676 amino acids. The transcript has 6 exons. Gene Ontology annotation, biological process: regulation of cytokine production; regulation of immune system process; negative regulation of transcription by RNA polymerase II. Gene Ontology annotation, molecular function: protein binding. Lineage: Eukaryota; Metazoa; Chordata; Actinopteri; Perciformes; Percidae. The record is from RefSeq and is a predicted model, not a curated record.
GUUUUAACGUGGGUUUGUGUGCAGGCAUUUGUCCUACUUUUUAAAAGGAUGUGAGCCCGUAUGUACCUUUAUGUGAGAGAAGCACUGCAUGCACAUUUGUGGAUGGUUUAGCUGGCGUGAAGCAUGAGAAACUCCACAUCCCCUUUUUUGUGCCGAGCUCUGUAUGUAUGCGCGUGUCUGUGAGUGCAUGUGUGUUUGUUUCCAGCUCUCACCAGGUUGGGUGCGUUAUACUGGGGGGUUCCUGCUGCAUCCAUCUGCCUGAAACUAAAAAGCCCCGAGCUGUCACUGCACAUUCCAGGGUUUUAAGAGAGACCGUGAAGCUGGUGGAAACAACCUCUUGACGUCGCUCCCUCGCUCUCAGAGCGAGAACAAAGGCAGCUCCUCUCACACUUAAACCACAGCAGAGCCGCGAGCUUCCGUCAGACUCAUGACUGUUUGAGGGGACGAGGACCCACCGUGGCCCAUGCACUGUACCCGUUUCCCUCCCUGUCCUCCUUAUCCCUCAAGCUGACGCAAAACCCCAGACACCUACCCCCUCUUCCCCACCCCCACUCCCACCCCAUCCCCAGCGACUCGCCCCCUCCCGCCAUGGUGUCCGGCACGGAAACCGUGCACUACAUCCACCUUCACAACUCCAGCCAGUCUGUGCUGGAAGCCCUGCGCACGCAGCGGCGCGAGGGCCUCUUCUGUGACGUGACCGUGCGGAUACAUGACGCUUCGCUGCGUGCCCACGCCUGCGUCCUGGCAGCUGGCAGCCCCUUCUUCCAGGACAAGCUGCUGCUGGGUCACUCUGAAAUCUCGGUGCCACCGCUGGUGCCCGCCGAAACUGUGAAGCAGCUUGUGGACUUCAUGUACAGCGGCUCGCUGGUGGUGCUGCAGUCGCAGGCCCUCUGCAUCCUCACCGCCGCCAGCAUCUUGCAAAUCAAGACGGUCAUCGACGAGUGCACCCAGAUCAUCUCUCAGAGGAAGGCGGCGGCCACGGCUGCGGCGGCGGCGGCGGCAGCUGCAGCAGCAGCAGCAGCAGGAGGAGGUGGAGGAGGAGGGAUGCUCGGAGGAGUUCACCCCAAACAAGAAGAGCGUGGCGGGGGGAAAGGGAGAGAGAGUGGUGGUGGUGGGAGCUGUUCUGUUGGCGCAGGUGGAGGUUACGCAAACUUCCCUAACUUCAUGGCUGAAUGCGGGGCUAGUAACAUGGGCGGGGGGUUGGGAGGUGCCAGCGUCAGCGAGAGCGGCCCAGGCCCGAUGGAGCAAUCUAAUGCAGUGAGUCUGAUGGCACUGGGCGACAUGGGCCCCGGCUCCAUGUGCGGCGGUGAAGGACUGGGCUCCGGGGCCGGCGCAAUCCUCAUGAAGCAGAGUACCAGCUGUACUCAGGACGUCAGGUACAAGCUCCGAGACCUGUUGGCGCAGACGGCCAACGGAGCCAGCACUAGUAGCACAGGGAACCUCUCCGCGGGCUGCAGCUCCGGUGUGGGCAGUGUGGACAGCAUCGGCAGGGAGAGCCUCCGCGGCAACACGACGGACCUCGCCGAUGACCUGGUGGGGAUGGACAGAUACAGCGAGGAGGAGGACUUGGACGGGAGAGAGCGGGGAAGAGACGGAGACAGAGACAGGGGGGCGGGCCACAGUCGCAAGCAGAGGCAGCCGCUAAGACUCCAGGUACUGGGAGGAGAAGGAGUAGUGGUGAAAGAUGAGGGGGUUCAGGACCCGGAUGGGACCGUCUAUGCCCUGGAGGACGGGAGCCGAGACGGACAGCAGGAGGGCUCCCAGGAAUCCAUGGCAGGCUUUGGACAGGAUUUCUACGACGAGCAGGGGGUGUUUUCGGAGAGCUUCUGGCCCCAGAGUGAGCCUCCGCAGGCCAUGGCUUUCAACCCCAGAGGAAGGGUCAACAAGCCUCUGACUCCGCCUCCAACCACGCAGUCCAUCAACAACCAGCUUCUCUUCCAGUACCCAGUGAGCCAGUCGCAGCCAGCUCCGUUCUAUGUGGGCGGGCCCAUGGGUGGGAUCGACAGCAUGGCGGGGACUGAGCCUCAGCAGGCCCCGCCUCCUGCGCCGAUGACCCCGGCCCCGCCUCCCUCCACCUCCUCCUGCUCUGCAGGCCCCUCCCCUUCCUCCCAGGGAUCUGAGACCUCGUUUGACUGCACGCACUGUGGCAAAUCUUUACGUUCCAGGAAGAACUACAGCAAGCACAUGUUCAUCCACUCCGGUCAGAAACCUCAUCAGUGCUCCAUCUGCUGGCGCUCCUUCUCCCUGCGCGACUACCUCCUCAAACACAUGGUGGUGCACACCGGCGUCAGGGCUUUCCAGUGCUCCAUGUGCGGCAAGCGCUUCACCCAGAAAAGCUCGCUCAAUGUGCACAUGCGCACCCACCGUGCCGAGCGCACUUUCCAGUGCAACGUGUGCCACCGGGCCUUCACCCACCGCACCUUGCUGGAGCGCCACGCCCUGCAGCACGCCCACCACACGCCCCAGGGCCAGGGCCAAGGCCAGGGGCGUGGAGCCGACAUGACCUCACCUACCAAGCACAGUCCUCCGGCUCUGGGAGGGCCCUCAGGUAUGGCUGGCGCGGCUGGCAUGGUCGGCAGCAUGGCCAACAUGCCCAGCCACGGAGCUUCCUCCACCUAGAGAGAGAGAGAGAGAGAGGGAGGGGGAGACACGGGGGGGAGGUCAGUGAGCCCAUUCCUUGAACCAACACUUAUUGGUCCUAACAGCCUUGUUGAUUUUUUGUUCUGGUGGGAACAGCGCUUACAGGUUCCCAUUGUUUUAGCUUAUCGGCACCAUCAAUCAGGGUUCCUACACAGGGCUGGAAAGGCAUUUGAAGUUUAAAAAUGAUUGGAAUUGCCCAAGAAUCCCGGAAAAGUUUGUAAAAAGUAGUUUUUCCCUCCCCCAGAAACCCAUCUUAAGUAGUUGUAGUCUUACUGUCAUUUCCUGUGUUGUGACAUUUGUUGCUGUGAUGACUGUAGAGCAACAUCGCCAAUAACCACACACCUUGUCACACACCAGCCAAAAAGUUAUAGUUUUGGUAGAAGCGAGUCUUAACUGUUGAAACAGAGAAUGUGUAGGAACCCUGUUUCAAAGACACCAGAGAGUCACCAAAGAGGUUAGGAAUGCAGAGCGGGUUUGGGAGUAGGUGAGGGCGUGAGGGGAGUCGUAGGGUUUCUAUGUGGAGGUGAUGGUGGAGUGGGUAUUGGAGUAAUAUGGAGAUGCAAGUUAGGGGAAAUAUGGGGAAGUAAAGGUUAGUGGGGAGGGGCGUUGCAGGGUUUUAUUCACCCUCAAUUCAUUUAAUUCAAGUUGAAAAUUGGAGUUCAUUCAGUCCUGUUCACAUCUUUAAGUGCAUAAAAUCAAAUUUCAGCAAAGUGGCUGAGGAAAAGGUAUUAACUGAAAUAGUCCAGUAGCACGUAUUAUCAAAACUUCUCCAGUCAAACGAUACCUGCAUUUGACCAUUUUUGUAGCUACAUCUA